GAACUCUUUGUCGUGUUCUUUAAACCAUUCCUGAACCAUUUUUGCAGUGCGUCAUGGCACACGAUCCUGCUGAAAGAGCCCACUGCCAGGGAAUACUGUUGCCGUGAGGGGGUGUAUGUGGUCUGCAACGAUGUUUAGGUAGGUGGUACAUUUUAAAGUAACAACCACAUGAAUGCCCAACACCCACCAAUGCACACACACCCAACUGUUCACAUGCUGUACAGGAAAACGUGAUUCAUCAGAUCAGACCACCUUCUUCCAUUGCUCCAGGGUCCAGUUCGGACGCUCACGUAACAAUUGUAGGCGCUUUCGGAGGUGGACAGGGUCAGCAUAGGCACUCUUACUGGUCUACGGCUACACAGCCACAUACAGUAUGCAUCAAGCCGCGAUGCACUGUGUUCAGACACCUUUCUAUCAUAGCCAGCAUUAAAGAUUUCAGCUAUUAUACAGGUGCCACUGUAAGAAGAUACUCAUUGUUAUUCACUUCACCUGUCAGUGGUUUUAAUGUUGUGGCUGAUUGGUGUAUAUCUCUGCCACGCUCCUAUAGGAUUGGAAGACUGAGACACUAUGAAUUCUGCACAGUAGGUGGCAGCAUGCCAAUCAGCGCUAAGCACAUUAAAGGGAGUUUCAAACACAGACUUCUCUACAGUACCGUUCCGAAGAGAUAAUCAGAGAUCACAAUUCAUUCUGUCCACGUCCACUCAGUGUCCCAUGACACGCCGCCUCCUUUAACCAACACAGAAAAUAAAUGCUUACCGUUCCUUCUAGUGUUCUUUGGGAGUAAACAGUACAUGUGGUGAUAUUUGCUGAGUCACGUUCAUGAGAAUUCUGGAGAUAAUCUUAUUCUGGAGAGUUUAAGUCAUGCUGUUAUCUCCUAGACACGUCCGUGAAGAUUAUUUAUGAGCUCAUUUGUAAAAUAGUUAAUGAGUUUAGGCAAUCGUAUAAAGUUUCUCUCAUUUUGCCUUAUUCAUUACAUUCUGUUGCGCAGACUUUAUUUUUUAAAACAGCAUCUAACGAGAGGUCACCAUCUGGUAUUGGGUAAAGUACUGAGGUAAACACAGGGUUCACUGUACAGGUAAGGACUGUGCCGUGCUUCAUGACACAUAAAGUGGAAAGGUGAUUCUAAGGGGCGGAGCAAGAGGAACACGCACACGGAGAGCUGUGCGCAAUUGAGAUACUGAAUCUGUGAGCGUCUUUCCACAUCUAGCUGUGGGUUCUGAAGAGGUACCAUCAACUACAGACAACGGUGGAGUAAGCGGACAGUGCGUGUUCAGACGUCGCCAAGCAUUGUCAAAAGGAGACUAAACAUUCUGGACAAUCCCGGGAACUUUUCUUUCUCUGAAGAAAUUUGCGCGACCUUCAGAGAUCCUUUCGUCAGUGUUUUUCGCGUUGCGCCGUCAUUGUGUUAUUUACGUAGCAAUAUAGUCACCUCUUUUUUCGUAUGGGAAGCGUCUAUAUUAUUUUGUCGCUGUGGUUUUAGACUAUUAAAAGUCACUGUGGGUUUGCCUGGGGACGAGAUUAUGUUUAUUAUAGACGUCCAUCAACUAUUUCUUUAUCGUGCGUAAAUUGUAUUUUUUUGUCUAUUCUUGCUAUUUAUUUGCACUCAUUGGAAAUAUAAGCUGUCCUCAUGCUCUGCUCCUGUUGGUGCUGUAGAACAAAUCUGAACUGACGAAAACAGACCAAGGGACACCUGUUGUCAACGCCAGAGGUGAGCAACUUGAUUGACUGACCAUGUCUCAGGCCGAUGUGGACAUGGCAGGACUUGGUUUCCCCAAAUUACCUACGAGUUUCGAUGCCGAUACGUGCUUUCCAGCCAGAAUGCCACCAAGGCGAAGAAGACAUUCUGCGAAUUCGAGGCGAAACGCUUACAGGUUGAAUAAAAUUCACACGAUGGAUCUGGAAGCUCAGGAUUAUGUCGCCCCUCUUUCAAAGACACUCUCGUGGUCGGCUGACAACAUCUUGUCAGAAAGUACGACAGACGAGAAAAAGGCUGAUUCCUCGGUAACGGAGUCACCUGCAUCGAGUACGAGCUCACCUCCGGCCACCCAGGACCCUAGCCCACUAUCUUCACCAGGGGUCUGGAAAGUCGGGGAGCCCAUCUCCAACGUGCUCGAUGUCAGCUCGGACUCUGAGGAAGAGACCGCACAGAAGAAGGUGGUUUUGACCAGCGCUCAGUCCGAGAGCAAUCGGGAACAAGAGGAGAAAGAUGAGGUGGAGACCAAAGCCGUGGCCACUUCACCCGAUGGCAGGUUCCUCAAAUUCAACAUUGAAAUCGGGAGGGGUUCUUUCAAGACUGUGUACAAAGGACUAGACACUGAGACAACUGUUGAAGUGGCUUGGUGCGAGUUACAGACACGUAGGUUGACGAAGGUGGAGCGUCAACGCUUCAGCGAAGAAGUGGAUAUGCUGAAAGGGCUCCAGCACCCCAACAUCGUCCGCUUCUAUGACUCCUGGAAGUCUACGGUCAAAGGGCACAAGUGCAUCCUCCUUGUGACCGAACUCAUGACAUCAGGCACCCUCAAGACGUAUCUGAAGCGCUUUAAGGAGAUGAAGCUGAAGCUUCUUCAGCGCUGGAGCCAUCAGAUCCUGAAGGGGCUCCACUUCUUGCACACGCGCACGCCGCCCAUCAUCCACCGCGACCUCAAGUGCGACAACAUCUUCAUCACCGGCCCGACUGGCUCCGUCAAGAUCGGAGACCUUGGCCUCGCCACGCUCAAGAGUGCCUCCUUCGCUAAGAGCGUCAUUGGAACUCCUGAGUUCAUGGCUCCAGAGAUGUAUGAGGAGAAGUAUGAUGAGGCCGUGGACGUCUACGCCUUUGGCAUGUGCAUCCUGGAGAUGACCACGUCUGAGUACCCCUACUCUGAGUGCCAAAAUGCUGCCCAGAUCUACCGCAAGGUCACCAGUGGCAUGAAGCCGGAGAGCUUCUUCAAGGUCAAAGUGCCCGAGCUGAAGGAGAUCAUCGAGGGCUGCAUCCGCACGAACAAAGACGAAAGGUACACCAUCCAGGACCUGCUUGAGCACACCUUCUUCCAGGAGAACAACGGCGUGCACGUGGAGCUGGCCGAGGAGGACGACAAUCUCAAGUCGGGCCUCAAGCUGUGGCUGCGCAUGGACGACACCAAGAAGCUCCACGGGAAGUACAAGGACAACAACGCCAUCGAGUUCCUGUUCGAGCUCUACAAGGACGUGCCCGAGGAGGUCGCCCAAGAGAUGGUGGUUCUGGGAUUCGUCUGCGAGGCCGACUACAAGCUAGUUGCCAAGGCGAUCCGCGACCGCGCGACGGCCAUCAAGAGGCAGCGGGAGAAGCAGCGGCGGCUGGCAGAGGCGGCGCAGCGCCACCGGCAGGAGGGGGUCAUCGAGGAGGAGCCGGAGCCGCCACCCGAGACCGAACCCCUUGCCACCUCCACCGCCCCUGCCACUGUCAUCCUCCCCAUUGCCCCCGCCCCCAGAAGCCCCCUGUCCACCUCCUCUUCCUCCUCCCAGCAGUCGUCCGACACCCCCUCCCCCUCCACCACCACCUCCGCCCCUGUGCCCUCCUACACGCCCCCCACCCUCACCAUCUCCGGCCCCCUACCCUCCCCCACCCCAUCCCCUGCCAAUGGCUCCAUCGACUCGGGCAUCAACGCCAGCUUCACCACCGAGCCCGACGAGCAGGAGGCCGACCAGCAGUCGCACUACAUCGUCCGCCAUGCCAGCUACUCGUCCGCUACCUCUGACUGCGAGACGGACGGCUACCUCAGCUCCUCCGGGCUACAGGAACCUUCCGAGGGUCCACCCCCAGAGGCAACUCCCACGCCAGUCGCCCCAGCAACCACCGUGGAGACACCUUGCCCCGAGAGUCGACGCCCCGAAGCCGAGCCAGAGGGACCAGUCCCAGCCCUUCGCUUCCCCUCGGUGGGUAGGCUGUGUUCAGGGGGCGAGAGCAUUGCUGUUUUGCAAGCCGAGAGGCCCCAGUCAGGGAUCGGCAGCGGCUUCACCUCACCUGCCGACAGCUAUGCCUCUGAUGUCACCUCUGGUGUGAGUGAUGGCUACGAGGGCCUAUCAGAGAAGAGCGCGGAGGGUGUCCACAAACGCACAGGUAGCAAGCUCCUCAGGAGACGGACCCGUUCUCGCCUUCGCAUCACCGGGCUGUCUGACAAAGUGGACCGUGUUGUGGAGUGCCAGCUGCAAACACAUAACAGCAAGAUGGUGACCUUCAAGUUUGACCUGGACGGAGACAACCCUGAGGACAUUGCUGCUGUGAUGGUCAUCAGAGAGUUCAUUCUGCCAUCCGAGCAAGAGGGUUUCAUCUACCGUAUGCGUGACAUCAUCAACAGGGCGGAGGCUCUGAUGAGGAGAGAGCCAAUCGGGUUCCUGCAGGGCGAGGGCUCUCGGCUCUCUUACCUGAACGGGGUGGGAACUCUCUCUGGGUCACAGCCAAACCUGCACACACAGGGGCUGGCGCGGACACACUCUUCCUCCUCUCUGCCAGACUACGCCGCUGCCAGUGUUGGCCAGGCAGCCCGAGGCUCCUCUCCCGCCCUGGCUGGAGACUUCCUCCUGGAGCCUGACGGAGCUCCUCUCACUCGACCUCUCCGCUCUCAGUCCUUCCACACCACCUCAGGCUCCUCUCAGUCCUACUAUCCCGGUGUCUCUCACUACCACCCUCACUACUCCCACCCGGACUCAGUGCCUCUGCUUGUGCCCAACCCCAUGCCCCAGUACCCCAAUCCGCCCCCGCAGCAGUCGCCCUACGUGCCAAACGCCCACUACCCCCACCAUUACCCCCCACCCCAGCAGCAGCAGCAGCAGCAGCAGCCGCCGCCGCAGCAGCAGCGCAACCCCAGCAAGUCCCCGCUGGCACUCUCCACACUUACCAGGGUGCCCAGUAUCACCAGCCUUGCCACCCCGUCCUCCUCCUCAGCUGGGUUCUCAGGGCAACAAGUGGGGUCAGAGGUCACCAUGGCGGGCGAGGGUGCCCACCGCUCACCCCCAGCGGGGUCGUUGAGUGGGGUUGCCCCGCAGGGUGCUGGCAUGUGGCCCACAGACAACCAGCCUCUCUUCUCCCUCGCCAACGUGCUCUCACUGGCCAUGAGCGUGGCACAGUCCUUCAUGCCGCCCACCACCAUGCCCAGCGGACUCAACCCAGGCUUCCACCCCCACCUGGGCACCACGCAGGCUGGCUACCCGCCCAUCUACGCCCCCCAGCACCAGGCCUCCAUGCUGGGGCAGUACCUGGAUAUGCACCAAUACCAGGAUGCCAGCCACCCUCAGAUGGCCUAUCAGAUGCCAGUGCACGACGCCCAGGAGGGAGGCUACAACACUAGCCAGUCCAUGGGGGGUUCAAUGGGAGGGUUGAAGGUGAAUGUGCCUCCCGGGGGCUCACCACUCACAGGGUCCAUGGAGGACCUGCGGGCUGCAGUGAUGAGGACCAGACAGGCUGGGUUCAUAGACUCCAAUCCCCCUGUUGCCACUGCUGCUGCUGCCUCUGCCUCUGCUCCUGGAGCUCCAGUGGGAACCAAGUCAGGGCCCCAGGGUGAGACCCUCGCCUCCAGCCCCAGAGACGUGAACCGAGAGCGGGCAGGCAGCUCGGCAUCCACCUCCACCUCCACCUCCCCCUCCCCCUCACCCCUCACCACUUCCUCCUCACCGGCUUCAUCAGGGCCCUCCAGCCCACAGAACACGGUGUCCGCCGCCAGUCAGGCCACGCCUGUUCUUCUAACUGUCUGUGAAGCCAGCAACAGCAGCAGCAGCGUUACAAAAGCCAGACUCACUCCCAUCUCUGAGGAGGGGGAGAUUUCCCAGGAGCAUUUGGUCACAUCAGACUUUGAUGUGAAAAAACCCGUGACAGUAGGGCGUUUCCAGGUGACCCCAAGCGUGGACAUACCAGCCGCCCCUCACCACCACGUCCGUCCCCCAACCCCUCCCCCAGACACGCCCCCACCUACCAGCAGCGAAUCAGACAGCAGCACCGAGGAACAGAGCGAAUCCGAGACCAGCUUCAGCACCCUCACCGUCUCGCCCCCGAACAAAGCGCCUGCAGGCUAUCCCCUCCACUGUGAAGAAGAGAAGGAGGAGAGAAACGAGGAGGACAAGGAGGAACAGGAGCAAGACCAGGAGGAGGAGGAGAGAGAGGAGGGAGAGAGAGAGCAGGGGGAGGGAGAGGAGGACGACAAGGGGAGGAGGGGGGAGGGGCGGCGCAUCAGCCUAAGCCUCUGGGAGGGAACGGCGGGGAGUCCCCUGAUGACCAGCGCCCCCAACCAGCCGUGGAUGAGCUACACGCGCAGCGCCUCCUACGUCAGCAGCGACGAGACCGAGAGCGACGACGACGACAUGUGGGAGGAGCUACACCAGCUGCAGCUCAGGCACCUGUCUGAGGUGCAGACUCUGCAAGCUACCCAGAAGCGAGAGAUUGAGGAGCUGUAUGAGCGGAUGGGUAAAGUGCCUCCCCCUGGUAUCGUCUCCCCGGCCGCCAUGCUCAACAGCAGACAACGCCGCCUGUCCAAGAGCGGUGGCUACCCCUCCUCCCGCAGAAACAGUCUGCAGAGGCUGGACAUAAUGCCCCCUGCUGGCAUCAUGCGGAAAAAUUCGGUCAGCGGCAGCAGCAGUGGCUCACAAGACAGGAACAACAAGGCCGUGACUUUCGCCCCGGACUUCAGCCGCAUGUAAGCUUCUAGCCGACAAGAUUCACCGCCAGCCCCCCACACCAACAAGAGGAAGUGAUGUCACAGGAGGGCCUCCAGCUUCCUUUCAAGAGGAAGACACAGGAAGGCAGGACAAAGCAGGACACACACAAUAGUGUGUGAAAAUAGCCUCCCAGAGCCUUUGACAAGAAGCCAUUGUUUGGUGCACAAUCAUACACACACUGCCGCUGAAUCUUACAGCUGUGUAAUACAGCUCAAUCUGAGUGUGUGUCUCUGUGUUUUCCUCCUUAGUUUGUAUGCAGUACAAUCAAUGGAUUUCACCUCCCCCUUUUCAGAAACUCUUAAUUUCUCUUUGCACUUUCCUGUUUUACUUUGAUCAUCUGCCUGUCUUGAAUGUAGCCACAGCGCCUCCUAGUGGUGAAGACGUGUAAAUGCACCUUUCACUCGCUGCCUAUUUCCAUUUGCUGUGUAGAGAGAGACAUCAGCCAGCCUCCCAGUUCUACCAGCUUUAAACAUUUUCUAACUGCAGUAAUGAUGUUAAAUGUUUGUGAGCUUUGUAAAUUACAAAUUGUGUGUAGUUAUGUUAUUUUGUUUCAUAUUUAAGUAUGACUUUUGUUUAAUUCUGCAAGAUCACAUCAAAAAUAUGUCAGAAUGACAGAGUAUACAGAAUGACAGAAACAUAAUAUUUAAUAUGAUAAUAUGAUGAUUUAACUAAUUGAUAAUAUUGAUGAAAUAGUGAUGCAAAGAAAACAUAACUGACAAAAACAUUGAAGAAAAUAUUCAGCUUUACCACUUGGUUUUGCACAUGACAGACCAUUAGAGUACUCUCUUGCAUACUGUUCAAGUGUCAGGGUCAGUAUCCUGACACGUUCACUAUCCCAGCCAUCCCCACUAAACUGCACAGGUCACCUUUUAAAACCCAGUGCAGAGUUCAGCCAAAACUUUGGGAUUGUCGUGAAUUCCAAAUAUCUUUGGCAUACAAAAAGCUGGUAAUCAGAUCCCCUCAAGACUGUAGGCGGUCGACCUUGACCUUGACAGAUUUAUAUGUGCACACUACAGCCCCCAAGAAAACCCAUCAGCCCAGAGAGUUGCUAAUUCUAACCCAGCCCUAAUCUGGCUCUGACCUGGCUCAGAACCGGCCUUGAUCUGGUAGGGAUCUGCAAAUCACUACCAAAGACCAACAGCAGCUGAAGAACUAUCCAACGCCAGGAACUCCAUUUUGUGGGUGAAUUGUGGAACCAGUGUCCCGCUCUCACCUUAAUGCACAGCCACAGGACAGGAUUACAGCCUCUCCCCAGGAUGCAUCCCGUUUCUGAUGGGGAAAAUCCCAUGUUGCGUAUAUAUGUCACAUUAAUUCAGCAUCCUAAAUUGGAUCACCUGAUUUCUGUCCAAUAUAUUCUUACUCCACUGUCUUAAUCGCACACCCUUUAACAGGGCAGCCAUGUUGGACACAAAAAGCUGCUACUCAGGAACAGAUAAGGCCCAGAUCUGUCUGAAAACUGGCCCAGAGUAAGCAGCCAUCUCUAACACUCGUUAAUCUCUCUUCUUCUUCUUCUAGAUCUGAGCUGACACAAUGCACUUUUUCUUCUGAGGGAUCUCCCAUUAAGUUGAUGUCAAGCAAUCUCUGUAAAUAGCGAUGGGCGGGUUAAAAAAAGACCAUGCCCUUUCAAAUACGUUUUCUUGUGUGCUUCAGCCUAUGCAGUCGUGUCUAAAAAAAAAAUGCUGAUACUCUAACAAACACAAAAUAAUUUGAAAUUAAGCUGUGAAGACUGUUGCCUCAGAGUCAGUAUAUAUAAGGAUGCCGUAAGAAGUGACACAGAUUGUAUUCUUCUAAAAACAACGACGAGAUUUAUAUAUUUAGAUAAAGAAAUAUGAUGUUGUAUUAUAUUCUGUUAGGAAAUUAUGUCGUACUGCCAUGCAGGUUUUGUGCCUUUUGAAUUUUUUUUUUACCCCAAGAGCUUGAUUGUUGUUUCAAAAAUCAUGUUUGUAAAUAAUGAUAAUACAUGAAACUUUAAAAUGUG
This is a messenger RNA of Clupea harengus (Atlantic herring), 8644 nucleotides long. It is a transcript of the gene wnk4b, whose product is annotated as WNK lysine deficient protein kinase 4b. Gene Ontology annotation, molecular function: protein serine/threonine kinase activity; ATP binding. NCBI's taxonomy places the organism in Eukaryota, Metazoa, Chordata, Actinopteri, Clupeiformes, Clupeidae. Gene Ontology annotation, biological process: protein phosphorylation. The record is from RefSeq and is a predicted model, not a curated record.